AACCGAGGCCCAGUCCGCACACACACACACACAGUGUCCGCUCGCCAUGUCCGCCCAGGUGCUCGUGUCCAGCCCGCCGGCCCCGCAGAGUGUCCCGGUGGGCAGCCUGCCGGCAGUCAGCGUGCAGGAGGCGGCCAACACCGGCCAGCACUCCUCCUCCGGCCUGGCCACCGCCGGCUUCCGUACCGCCCGCUACCUGCUGGAAGAGUGGCAGCAGGGCAACUACACCGCCUUCUACCGGGCGUUCGCCGACCGCGACAGCUCGGAGCGGGCCAGGGGGGAGCACAAGCAGGUGGCGGCGGAGGCCGAGGCCCGAGCUCAGCGCAGCCAGGCCGAUGGCACCAGGAAGCUGGGGGAGAGGCUGCUGGACAUCCACUACUGGCGGUCGGAGCUGGCCAGGGAGACCGGGGAGCUGGCCGCCGAGACCGAGCUCCUCCUGCAGCAGAGAGACCGGCUGGAGAGAGCGCUGGACACCAGCGAGAUCCCCCUCUCCAUCUCAGCGGACAACCUGCAGUGCCGGGAGAGGAGGCAGGGGGCCGAGCUGGUCAGGGAUGGGGUGGAGGUGGAACUGCUGCAGGAAGUGGAAUUAAUAAGAAACAUACAAGAACUUCUAAAGCGAACUUUGGAGCAAACCGUUCAGCAGAUUCGAAUGAAUCGAACUGCUAAGGAAACUCUGGAGAUGGAUUGGUCAGAUAAAGUCGAGGCAUAUGAAAUUGAUGAUAAAAACGGGAGAUACAAUAAUCAGAGUACAGAGAUCCAGUUUCACCCAAACUCCUCUAAAUACGAAGACAAUACCACCACGCCUGACUCUUGGGCCCAGUUCAGCCAUGACAACAUAUACAAAGCUGAAAGAGAGAGACUGGCCUCAAUCAAUCUGCGUUCCCUGAUCGACAACAUCCUUCAGGAUACUUCACAGGACAUGCGUACCCAGUGUGGCGCCGUAGACCAUGCCUUUGCAAAGCGCUGUGAGGAAGUGGAAGAUGCCAGAAAUAAAUUAGAAAUGCAUCUGAAGAAGACCUUGGGUGAAAUCGGGGACCAGGAGAACAACAUUGCGUUUCUCAAGCAAGCUAUUAAGGAUAAAGAAGCACCAAUGAAAGUUGCUCAAACAAGACUUUACCAACGAUCCUAUAGACCUAAUGUUGAGCUCUGCAGAGAUCCCGUUCAGUUCAGGUUGAUCAGUGAAGUUGGAGAACUCACAGAUUCCAUUGAGGUUCUAAAAAUGAAACUGGAAAAUGCAGAACAGUGUCUUAUAAACCUGGAGGACACCAGGAUGUCACUGGAGAAAGAUAUUGUCAACAAGGCUAACAGCCUGUUUAUUGACAGGGAGAAGUGCAUGACCCACCGCACUCGUUACCCUGUUAUCAUGAAGCUCUCUGGAUAUCAGUAGAUAUUUUGAAAGAAAUAGAAAUGAUUUAUAAAGAGCUUGAUUUUCUCAUUGAAGUGAAUUGAACUCAAUAAGCUAUUUAUAAAGAAAAUUAUUUCAUUUCCGAAGUGAAUCGAAAUGAAUAAAG
This is a messenger RNA of Pelobates fuscus (common spadefoot toad), 1511 nucleotides long. RefSeq names its product tektin 4 (gene TEKT4). Gene Ontology annotation, cellular component: nucleus; microtubule cytoskeleton; sperm flagellum. The record is from RefSeq and is a predicted model, not a curated record. Lineage: Eukaryota; Metazoa; Chordata; Amphibia; Anura; Pelobatidae. The coding region runs from base 47 to 1387 and encodes 446 amino acids. The transcript has 6 exons. Gene Ontology annotation, biological process: cilium movement involved in cell motility; cilium assembly.